CGCACUUCACCACCACACCAUCCGGGUCCUUCGUUUUGCCUGUCUCUCAGCUACAUCUAUUCGCGGUCAGUAUGGAAAGCCACAUAUUUACGGCGGUGCAGAAUUGCGGCUAAUUGGCGACGAUUACCGAUUGGCGGCAGUAUGGUCCUAAGAGGACAUGAGGAGCAUGUGAUUACAUGUUUACAGAUCCAAGGUGAUAUGCUGGUCACAGGCUCUGAUGACAACACUUUACGAGUGUGGAGUAUCGAACAAGGAAAGCUGCUUUUCACUCUCGUUGGUCACGCUGGAGGAGUAUGGACUUCACAGUUAUCCACAGAUGGUAAAUAUAUCAUCAGUGGUUCAACGGAUCGUACUGUAAAGGUCUGGUCAGCGAAGGAUGGCUCUUUGAUUCAUACACUUCAUGGCCACACAAGUACUGUGCGAUGCAUGAGCCUUUUUUCUAUUUGCAGAUUAGUGUCUGGUUCGCGUGAUACAACUUUAAGAGCAUGGAACAUCGAAACUGGUAUGUGUGAGCAGUACCUUACUGGUCACGUUGCUGCAGUUCGAUGCGUCCAAUUUGACCUUGACGACGGUCGCAUCGUCUCGGGUGCAUAUGAUUUCACUGUAAAGGUGUGGGAUUUUGAAACUGGUAUUUGCAUACAUACCCUGAAUGGUCACACCAAUCGAGUGUACUCUUUGUUGCUGGAUGCCCGACGUAAUAUUGUUGUUAGCGGAAGCUUAGACACAACCAUACGAGUAUGGGAUAUUUCCAAUGGAACAUGCAUAAGUGUUUUGUCCGGUCACCAUUCUUUAACGUCUGGAAUGCAAUUGAGAGGUGACAUACUUGUCUCGUGCAAUGCUGACAGUGAUGUCAGGGUAUGGAAUAUUAGAGAUGGAUCGUGCAUGUAUCGCCUUCAUGGGCCGAAUGGACACACAUCAGCUAUCACAUCACUUCAGUUUCUCGACAAUGGUAUUGUGGUGACAAGUGGAGAUGAUGGAGCUGUAAAGUUGUGGGACGUCAUAAAAGGUAGGUUUUUGGUGUUCUGGAAUCCUUUGGAGGAGCUGUGUUGUGUUAAUAGGUGA
Messenger RNA from Angiostrongylus costaricensis, 1062 nucleotides. The record is from the annotation of a GenBank genome assembly. Lineage: Eukaryota; Metazoa; Nematoda; Chromadorea; Rhabditida; Metastrongylidae.